AUCUCAGUUCUCGCGAGAAUUCACGACAGUUGAAUUUAAAAACGGGCGGCAGUUAGCGAGCAGAGACCUGACGGAAAGCAAAAAUGACUGCGGACAAUGAAAUAGACAUCAAGGAGGCGUUUCAGCGCGCUCAGAAAGGCCACAACAACAAGGCAAAGCUGGUGGCGAGUCUGAAGAGCCGCUACAACAAGCUCGAAGACAAGACGCUGUUCCAUGAGGAGUUUGUCCACUACCUUAAGUAUGCAAUGAUCGUCUACAAACGUGAACCUACAGUUGAAAAUGUCAUUGAGUUUGUUGCGAGGUUCGCCACAAGUUUCCAGUCUCCACCUAAAACAGAAGAGGAGGAGCAACAGCAGCAGGAUGAGGAGGAAGAAGAAGAAGUUGAGGAUGAUCAUCCAUUUCUGAGUUUCAUCUUCAACUUCCUAUUGGAGUCUCAUAAAGCCAAUAGCCAUGCCGUACGUUUCCGAGUGUGUCAGCUGAUCAACAAGUUGCUGGGCAGCAUGGCAGAGAAUGCCCAGAUUGAUGAUGAUCUCUUCGAUAACAUCCACCAAGCAAUGCUGAUCCGUGUCACUGACAAGUUCCCAAAUGUGAGGAUUCAGGCUGCUUUGGCCAUGACCCGGCUUCAGCAGCCAAGAGAUACUGACUGUCCCACCAUUAAUGCCUAUAUGUUGAUUCUGGAAAAUGAUACAAAUGCUGAGGUGCGACGUGCCGUUCUGUCCUGCAUUGCAAUGUCCCCUCAGACCCUCCCGAAAGUACUUAAACGCACCCGGGACAUUAAAGAGAAUGUCCGCAAGCUGGCCUACCAGGUUCUCGCUGAAAAGGUUCACAUUAAAGCUUUUACCAUCGCACAAAGAGUUGGUCUACUGCAGCAGGGUCUCCACGACAACUCAGAAGCAGUGAGGGACAUAGUUUGCAGUCGUCUACUGCCAGCCUGGCUGCGUCAACUGGACGGUAACGUCAUCAAGAUGCUGCAUAGGCUGGAUGUAGAGAACUGUGCUGAUACAGCUCUGGAGACACUAAAAGCCGUCUUCAAAAGCACACCUACCGAAGAGCUGCUGCAGCACAGAGUAGAGCUUGACAACAGGAAGCUGAUCCCAGUGGACUCUCUGACCUGUGAAAGUGUGCUUUACUGGAGAGCCCUGUGUGAGUUCAUCAAGAGUAAAGGAGAUGAUGGUGAUGAAAUGCUGGAGCAAGUUUUACCAGAUCCUGCUACUUAUGCAGACUACCUCUGUGGAUAUCUGAAGGCAGUUCCCAUGCUGUCAGAGGAGCAGAGGGCCGACUUUAACCAGCUGGAGCUGGUCAUGACCAAAGAGUUCAUCUCGCAGCAGCUCAUCCAUCUUAUUGGGUGUCUGGACACCAAUGAGGAGGGUGGCAGGAAGCGUGUGCUGGCUGUUCUGCAGGAGAUGUUGGCUCUUCCACAGACCCCCUCCUCCCUGGUCUUCCUGCUUACUGAGAAACUUCUUGCCCUCAUUCCUGAUGACCACAGACGCAUACAAACUGUGGCAGAAAUCAUAUCAGAUGUGAGGGAGCCCAUCACAGGGACCAGUCAGCCCGUGGAUGAGAAGGAUAUCCGCCGGCAGCAGGUCCAGCUUGCAGAAGUGAAGGUGCGUAUCUUAGAGGCUAAACAGACUCUAGAGGACUGUAUUGCUGCCCAGGAGUUCAACCGAGCAGCAGAACUGAAGGACUCCAUCACAGACUUGGAGAACCACAGGAACCAGAUUCUCCAGGAAAUCGCAGAGAGCAACCAGCCGGCUGACAAGGAGAUCCGCACUGAGAAGAAUGACCCAGAGACUCUCUUGAGGUGUCUAACAAUGUGUGCUGAACUGCUGAAGCAGAUGAGCAUCAAGACUCGAAUUGGUCCAACCAUAAGCGCCUUAAUGUCCUCACUGAUCCUACCCAGCAUAGCAAAUGCUCACCCUGCCGUCCGCAACAUGGCCGUGGUGUGUCUGGGAACAUGUACUCUGCACAGCAAGGAGCUGGCCAAAACCCACAUGGUCCUGCUGCUACAGAUUGCCCAGCUAGAUGAGGUAAAAAUCCGUAUCAGUGCUCUGCGGGCCAUCAUCGACCUGCUGCUGCUGUUUGGCUUCCAGCUGCUCUCUGAAACCGCUGCCACCCAGGCAGCCCCGCCAUCCCAGUCACCAGACAAGCAGGAGGAUGAAGCAGCAGUGGCCAAGGACAAGGGAGACGCUCCAGAAGACACCGCACAGAGUAUACUUCUGAUGCUUUCAGAGUUCCUCGAUAGUGAGGUGUCUGACCUGCGUACUGAGGCAGCGGAGGGUUUGGCCAAACUUAUGUACACAGGCCGCAUGUCCAGCACCAAGAUGCUCUCUCGUCUGGUGCUGCUGUGGUACAAUCCUGUCACUGAGGACGACACCCGCCUACGUCACUGCCUCGGCAUCUUCUUCCAGCUCUACGCCCGCGAGAGCAGGGCUCAUCAGGAGGUUGUAGAGGAGAGUUUCCUGCCGACUGUUUGGACCCUGAUGAAUGCCCCAGCCACCUCUCCACUCGCUGAGGUGGAUAUUAACAAUGUAGUCGAACUAAUUGUUGAACUGACCCGCCCAAGUGCACUGAUUAAACCUUCAGCUAACACAGAGGAGGUGUGUGUGCACGACUACUUGGCAGUUCGUAUGUGUGGCGAGAUGCUGAAGGACCCCACAGCUCCAGAGGUGCGUCUCUACGCCAAGACUCUAAGCAACCUGGAGCUCAGCAGAGACGACACUGUCAGGAAGGAUCUGCAGACUUUGCUGCAGCAGCUUGUAGAGGUGGUGACUGAUCGUGUUUGUCUCCGUGCUCUGGAAAAGAUGGUUUCUCAGCUGGUGGACUCCAAAGAGCAGGCUGAGCUUCUCAGUGCCAGUGCACUGCAGCCCCUGCAUGUCAAUGCAGAUGAUGCUGCAACAGACGAUCCAUCUAAAUCUGCCAAGAGAGCCAAAAGAGGUCAAAGGAAAGCCUGCGCAGCCAAAGGGGGCAGAAAGCCAAGCAGAAGGGCAGAGUCGUCAGAGGAGAGCGACAGCGACGGUGAAAACGUUCCAGAGUCAGUUCCUGUUGUUCGUCCGUCACGGAGAGCCAAGACUGCAGCUCUAGAGAAGACGAAACUGGACCUCAACCCCCUCAUCAACCAGGAGGCCAAUGUGUCGUAAAUGCUGGGUGAUAACCGUUUUUGUAAUAAUACUUUUUGUCAUAUGAAUAUACUUACAUUUCUUUGUUUUACUGGCCUCAAUAAAUGUAACUGAUCUUGGCACCUUUGUGACCCGAAGCCUGUCCAAUGGAGUCACCUCCUAAUAUCAGUCAUAUUUCCUCUGUUCUGUUUCUUUUUUCAGUUUCAUGUUUUGUCCUUUUAAUCAUUAAAGCAAAAUAUGUCAGA
Molecule: messenger RNA, 3361 nt
Organism: Amphiprion ocellaris (clown anemonefish)
Lineage: Eukaryota; Metazoa; Chordata; Actinopteri; Pomacentridae
Gene: ncapg
Product: non-SMC condensin I complex, subunit G
Exons: 22
Coding region: 84-3137 (1017 amino acids)
Biological process (GO): mitotic chromosome condensation
Cellular component (GO): condensed chromosome; cytoplasm; condensin complex
Source: RefSeq, a predicted model, not a curated record